AUGAUUGAUGAUCAUAAACAUUUUCAUUCAAUAAUAAGACAUGAAAAAAAUUUAGUACAACCAAUUAGUCAAGCUAUUGAUAUAUUAACUACAAACCAAAUGAAUUUACAUGAUUUAAUAAAAGAUUUAGUUGAAAAUAAUCAGAAUCAUACAAAUCAAGUAUUAAUACAAAAUAUUUUAAAUAAAUUCGAAAUAUUCGAAUUUAUUGAAAAAGAUGGUUUAAUGACAAUAAAAAAGAAUAUUAAUGAAAGUCUUCAAUUAUUAAAAUUCAAUUUAUCUGAUAAUAAUAAUAGUAUCAAUAAUCUACAAUCGCAUGAAAACUAUUUUAACGAUUUAACAUUAUUAAAUUCUUAUUUAUUCAAUCGAAUUCAUUUAUUUAUUUUUUCAUUUUCUUUUCUUCUAUAUAUUCAUCAGAUUUUAUUAUGCGUUUUUCAAUAUUUAACUUUAAAAAAUCCUGAAAAAUAUUUUUCAUAUUCAUUUAUCCUUUCUAUUAUUAUUUUAAGUCAAUCAUUAGCAUUGAUUUAUUUUAUUGAAAUAACAAAAACAUUUAGUUAUCUUUCAUCAUUAUCUAUUUAUGCAUGUAUUUUUUUUAUUCGAAGUUUUAUAACAAUUUAUCAGUAUUUUUGUUCUGCUUAUUAA
This is a messenger RNA of Rotaria sp. Silwood1, 639 nucleotides long. The record is from the annotation of a GenBank genome assembly. Lineage: Eukaryota; Metazoa; Rotifera; Eurotatoria; Philodinida; Philodinidae.